Solea senegalensis (Senegalese sole) is the source of this 457-nucleotide messenger RNA. Its product is annotated as fatty acid-binding protein, liver-type. The transcript is spliced from 4 exons. The coding region runs from base 38 to 421 and encodes 127 amino acids. Gene Ontology annotation, cellular component: nucleus; cytosol. Lineage: Eukaryota; Metazoa; Chordata; Actinopteri; Pleuronectiformes; Soleidae. Gene Ontology annotation, molecular function: fatty acid binding. Gene Ontology annotation, biological process: fatty acid transport. The record is from RefSeq and is a predicted model, not a curated record.
UUUUGUCUCUACCUUCACUGUCUGCCAGACUGCCACCAUGUCAUUCUCUGGAAAGUACCAGCUUGAGUCUCAGGAGAACUUUGAGCCAUUCAUGAAGGCAAUUGGUCUCCCUGAUGAGCUCAUCCAGAAAGGCAAAGAUAUCAAGAGCAUCUCGGAGAUUGAGGAGACGGGUGACCACUUCAAGGUGACCGUCACAACUGGCACUAAGGUCCUUGUUAACUCUUUCACCAUUGGACAGGAAGCUGAUCUGGAGACUCUCACCGGAGAGAAGAUCAAGUCGGUGGUACAUCGUGACGGCAACAAGCUGAAGGUCUCCCUGAAGGGAAUUGAAUCUGUCACAGAACUGAUAGAUGGACACACAAUUGUUAAUACGAUGACUCUUGGUAACAUUGUUUACAAGAGGACGAGCAAACGACUGUAAAGAUCUGCCCUGGGGAUAAUAAAAAAGUUAAAAGCA